GUAUUUACCAAAAUUGAUAUUACAUCCAAAUUCCUAAAGGCCAAAUGGACCACGCUUGUUUAAUAUUGUUGCCUCUUACAUGACAGCUGCUUUGUUCUUCACAUUGAAAAAAAGGUCCUGGAAAACUGGUGCGUGAUUUUCUUUUCAGCUUUGCAGUAGCAUUUUUACAUCUGUGGUCUGCAUUUAGGUGUAAUGAACAUUUAUGUUUUAAAUGUCUGCCCGCAGGUAGCCAACCUGGAUGCAAAUGAGAAUGCUUUCUGUCUGAAGGAACGUUUCUUGAAAGACAUUCAAGAAGAUUGGCCUGGCUACAGUGAAAGAGAUAGACAGAUGUUGGAGGUCACACUUGUUCAAAAAACAGCGCCAUCUCAGAAUGCUGCCAGCACCAGCCAGUCAUCAUCUCUGGGACCUUCUGAAAGGGAUACUCCACUGAGAGCUGCUCAGAAACGGCCUCUGGCUUCUGACUUUAUCAGUCCCGUGAUGAGCAAGAAGCAGAGGCUUGACCAGCAGCCCAGUGAUGUCCAGCCAGCAGCUGGUGGCCACUCUCCUUCUUCCUUGGACCUGCCUUCCACAUCCUGUUCCACUUUCAACAUGUCUCCAAGUGUCAGCUCCAUUUUCACCUCCACCCCUGAGGAGCAAAAAGAUAAAAUUCAGACUCCUUCUGGAAUCCCAGUGCCUGCCAGGGUGCAGGGGAAGACUCCCAAGUUCAGAGGUGAGAAAACAGAAUUAGAUAAGGUGAAAAAAUCCCAUCCUUCAUAUUUCAAUAAAAUGGUUGCCAUUAGCGAAGCCAAAGAGACGAGCAGAGCGCAGGACCCAG
Messenger RNA from Cyanistes caeruleus (blue tit), 814 nucleotides. The record is from RefSeq and is a predicted model, not a curated record. Lineage: Eukaryota; Metazoa; Chordata; Aves; Passeriformes; Paridae.